CUCUGGCAAUGUAGCAACACAGCAUGCACAAAUCUUGACAAAACAGCGAGAGAACGAACGAUCACGGGCCGUAAGGCUGUUAGUGAUUUCUUUGGCCGCAACAAAAACUCGACUAAAAGCAUACCUGAUGAUGUUUGGGGGUGGCUGUGUAGGACAUGCUAUCAACGAGGUCGUUAUAGAGCCACAGCACGGGCAGGCGUUCAGCCACAUGAAGAGGCUAAUUGGUACCUCAUGCUCAUUCGUGACCAAGUUAAAUGUCUCAAGAUCUGGCGGCCAGAAGCGACAUUCACCAUCCAACUUCAGGCUGCCGCUGAGCAGCGCUACCGCGAGUACUGCGUGGCAUUGGAGCGACUAGGAGGGGAUCGAGCAGUAGCUGAAGCCAGCGUGACCAGGCCUGGCAGACAGAGCCGGAAGAAGGAUCAGCUUAUUGAGGAUCGCGGGCAGACUCUUCGGAUGAGCCACGCCAAGUACAUCAAGGAAAAUCUGACUGGCGCCAACACGUCUUACGCCGACAUCGAGAGUGUUCUCGAUUGGAUGCAGGGAGAGGUCGACGACGGACAAAUGCUUCAUCUGGCAGCAAUCGAAUUCCUCAUUCAUCCACAACGUGACGACGAG
This is a messenger RNA of Dissoconium aciculare CBS 342.82, 615 nucleotides long. RefSeq lists its product as uncharacterized. The record is from RefSeq and is a predicted model, not a curated record. The annotation marks the transcript as partial. The transcript has a single exon. Lineage: Eukaryota; Fungi; Ascomycota; Dothideomycetes; Mycosphaerellales; Dissoconiaceae.